AUGUGGCUGCAGGCGGCGCAGCUGAGGCCGCCGUUCGAGGGCAUUCUGUCGAGCAGUGCGGGGGACAACCCGGCGCUGUAUCAAUGGAACCUCGUGCGCCUCAUCUACUGCGACGGCGGUGGGUACGCCGGCACCAGGGGCGCGCUCAACGUCUCCCUCGCCGCCCCUGCUGCUGCCGCCCCUCGCAACUCCAGCUCAGCUGGCAACUCAACCAGCGGGUCAACGGGGUCAACGAGGUCAACCAACGCAUCGGCGCCGUCCACGGCAGCCAUCUUUCUGGACGGGUGGAACAUCAUCCAGGCCGUCAUUGCAGAUCUCGUGCAGAAGCGCGACAUGCGCUCACCCUCACAAAUUUUGCUUUCGGGCAGCUCAGCGGGCGGGCAAGCAACAGUGAACCUUUGUGAUUGGCUGGCGUCGUCCUUCCCAUCUGCCUCCACGCGGUGCCUCGUUGACUCGGGCUUCUUCCUUGACACGCGUGACCGUGCGAUGAACUACACCUUUCGCUCGCUGGCGCAGAACCUCACUGCACUGCACCGCCCCUCCAACCCCACCUGCCCUUACG
Messenger RNA from Closterium sp. Yama58-4, 562 nucleotides. The record is from the annotation of a GenBank genome assembly. Lineage: Eukaryota; Viridiplantae; Streptophyta; Zygnematophyceae; Desmidiales; Closteriaceae.